CCCCGCCCAAGGCCCGCCGUCGACGUCUCGCAUCCGACAGGCCCAGGCACAGACAUCCGCCUCGCUGCCUUCUGCCGCUCCCUUCUCUGCCGCACCUCACGUCCACGUCCGCCGUUCGCCGCGCGCCCAUUUCGCCCUUACUUUGGCGUCGGCCCUCGUCGCAGGCCACGAGCCACGCACGUCCACGCGCGCCGAGAGCUGCGCUCCUUCGCGCACGACCCCCUUCUCUCUACGCCCGCCUCGCACACAGCCGCCGCCGCACGCCCUCACGGCGCCGCCGCCUGUGCUGCACCACGCUCACGCUCUCUCACGACCUUCAUCUCCGGCUCUAUCUUGCAGCACCUCUGCGCACUUCUUUGCGUCUCGUCUCUCGCCCGCUGCUCUCGUCGCGCACUACCUCGCAUCCGCCUGGCCAUCAGUCGCACCGCGCAUCCACGCUGCCCGCGCACGUCUCUCGCACAUAGACAGCCGCCGCCAUGGCCCAGGUCCGGCCCGCGCUCACCGUCGACGUCGGCCUGGCGCAGCAGCCGGGCGGCUCGGCGCCGCAGGGCCGUGCCGCGACGCAGGCGGCGCGCGCUGCCAUCCACGCCGCGCGCUCGGCGCAGGCUCCGGCCUCGCAGCGCGACGGCGACGAUGAGCUGGACGAGGCGCAGCCGGGCGACGGUGCAGACGGCUUCAGCUCGGACGAGGACGGCGACGGUGUGGAUGCAUACGCCAGCGCGCAGCGGCGGCUGAAGAACGGCGCCGCCAGCGUGGGUGCGCGGGCGACGCGUGACCAGUCGCACGGCGCUGCGCAGACCACACGACGAAGGUACCCUGGCGAGGAGUCUGACUCGUCGCAAGAGGGCGAGCACGAGCGGGAAGACUACGGGCCUGAAGACGCCGAGAUGGAGGGCAACUCGGACGAAGACGGCGUGUAUGAUGAGGACGACGAGGACGACGACAUGUCGAGCAGCCCGUCGAUCCCCGACGAGAACAUCGACUUUGAUCUCGUGUACGCGCUGCACAACUUCGUCGCGACCGUCGAGGGCCAGGCGACGGUGCAUAAGGGCAACAGCCUGACGCUGCUCGACGACUCGAACUCCUACUGGUGGCUUGUGCGCGUGCUGCGCACGCAGGAGGUCGGCUACAUUCCUGCCGAGAAUAUCGAGACGCCCUUCGAGCGGCUGGCCCGGCUGAACAAGCAUCGCAACGUCGACCUCACGUCCGCCACAGACGACGACCACAUUCAGGUUCCAGAGAAGAUCUACGUCUCGCACCUCGUCAAGCAGCGCUUGUACGGGCCCAACGGCGGCAUCUCCGCGCAUUCGGGCAAGUUGUCGGCGCUGUCGCGGCGGCGCGAAGGCGGCGAGCCGCAGCACAUGGCCAAAGAGACGAAGCGCAUCGGCAAGCGCGGCGUCGUCUUCGGCCCGCCAACGUACCUCGAGCACAGCGGCAACGAGAUGAGCUCCGAGGAGGAGUUCGACGAGGAGGACAUGAUGGAGAUGGACGGGCAGGAGUACGACGACGAGGAGGAAGAGGAGGAGGAGGCAGAUCUCGAGCCGGCAGUCGCCGAGGGCGAGAGUGUCGGUGGCGGCGUGCGCCCGCGCGCUGCACAGGCCGGCGCGCCGGGCUUCGACCGCAUGGAGCCCGACGACGGCAUGGACUGGGACGCGGCCGAGGCAGAGCGCGUGCAGCGCGAGCAGGAAGCGCAGAACGAGCGGCAAGAAGCGCAGCAGGCGCAGCACGCCCAGCAGCAGCAGCUGCAGGAGCAGCACCAGCACCAGCAGCAGUACCAGCGCGACCUGCAGGCGCAGCAGCAAGAGCAGCACCAGCGGCAGAUGCAGCACCAGCAGCAGCAGCGCAUGGCUCUCGCUCAGCGGCAAGGUGUCGCUGGGCCGAGUGCGCAGCAGCAGGGCGGGACGCGCGCGGGCGAGCUGAACGCAGCCGGGAUGCAGGAUCGCAGGCCGCCCAGCGAGCGCUCGCUCUCCAGCUCUAGCUCUCUGGCAGGGCAGCCGGCUGCGCCAUCACAGGUGCAGGCAUCGCGAGAGCGCUCAGGCUCGGACCUGAGCGCCAACUCGAGCGUGCAGGCCGGGCGCCUCUCGCCUGGCCUGUCGCCAGACGCCAAGAAGGAGCGCGAGCAGCGGCGGACGAGCAAUCGCAAGUCGCGCGGAGAGGACGAUGGCGCCGAGGAGAAGAGCGCCAAGAAGCGCUCGGGCGUCUUCAGCGGGCUCUUCUCGCGCAAGGACAAGAAGGACCGCAAGUCUGGCACCUUCAGCGACGACGGCGUCAUGGCCGGCCGCAGCUCGGAAGACAGCUAUGCGGGCAGCCAGGGCAAUCGCCGCUCCGGCGCCAUGUCGCCAGGCGCAUCCACCGGCUUCGGGCGCACAGUGCAGGAGCGCGACCGCGCGCAGCAGGAGGCGUACCAGCGCCAAUUCCUGUCCGAGCCGCGCGCGCAGCUUAGCCCUGGCGACAGCUCGCUGGGCGGCCCAGGUCCAGACUACUCGCCCGGCCUGCCGAACCAGAAUUUCCGUGCGCGUCCAGGCAGCUUGAUAGGCACGCCGAGCACUGUGCCGAUGCUCAACGUGCUGCGCGUCUUCGCCGGCGACGACAUCGACAGCGACGCCACGUUCAAGACGGUGCUGCUCAACGAGGCCACGCAGGCCGCCGACCUGGUGCGCCAGUCGAUGCAGCGCUUCCGCCUCGGCUCCGGGCACGAUCCGUCAGAGUACUUCCUGAGCGUCAAGCUGCUGGAGGGCGACGAGCGCGCGCUGGCAGGGCAUGAGCAGCCGCUGCGCGUCUUCGACCAGCUCACCGAUGCGACACCCGAGCGAGGGACGCCGACGAUUCCCAGCGUCAAGCGCUCCAGCGUCGGCUCCAUCUCGUCGAUCUCGUCGAACCUCAGCCUGAACCCGGCCAUUGCGCGCCUGGGCGACGACUUCAGCGACGACCACGCCGUCAAGUUCUAUCUCAAUCGGCGCAUGCGGGCAAGCACGCGGCACAGCUCGGCGAACGCCUCGCCGCACCUCUCGAGCGUCGCCAUGUCUAAUGACGGCUCCUACCUGGGUCGCGGCGCACUCGGCGACGGAAGCUUGACCUCGAGUCUGAUGCUGCCUGACUCCUCGGAAGCAUCGCAGUCAUCUGCGCCUUCACGAUUCGCGCUGCGCCUCAUCAUCUUUCCGUCAGACCUGCCCGAGGGCACAGUCUUCGACCCGCAGACGAACGCGCUCAUUCCGGCCAGCGUGCUGCAGGAGCGCGGUGCCAGUGGCAACGUCGCGUCGGAGGGCGUGCAGCAGCAGUACCGCGAGAAGAUCCUGGCGCUGCCGCGCAACACGACGGUCGCCGAGGUCAUCGAGCAGGGUCUCGAGCGCUUCGGCAUCAUGGAGGGCCUCGUCGAGGGCGGCGACGAUGUCGAGGAGCGCUCGUCGCGCCGGCGAAGCAAGGGCCGCGUGCGCUACGGCCUCUCAGUGGACCUGCGCAACAAGGAACGCCCGCUUGCUCCGGCGUCGAAGGUGCUCGAGGCCUACCCUGUGCAGCCGAUCUUCCGCGAGGCGCCCGGCAAGAGCCGCAGCGAGAAGCGGCGCAGCUUCGACCCGGCCACGCUGCUGUCGAUGGUGAGCGACAUUCGCUCCGACGACCCCGUCUUCAUCCUGCGGCAGGUGCUCCAGACGGGCCGCUCUCGCAGCGCACGCGCGCUGAGUCCCACCGAGGGCGUCCUCAUCGACAAGGUCAACGAGCGGCGGCAAGCCGAGCUGGAGACUGUCGCCCCAGCGCCUUCUCCGCGCGCCGCGGCCGAGGGUGCCGUCGAGGCGCCGGGCUCGGGCUCUGCGGCCGGCAUGAGCCGCCAGGAGAUCAUUGCUGCGCAGCGAGCUGCGGCCCACGAGCGGCGCGCUGCGGUGCUCGGUGCGCAGCGCAACGAGGCGCACGGCGUCGACGUUGUGCUCUCCGACCAGGCCCGCAUCCGCAGCUCGCGCUCGGCCGAGAGCGGACGCAUGCGCUACUCGUAUGUGCCCGAGACCGGCGCUGAGCAGGACAUCAGCGCCAUCAUCGAGGACGUGCUGCGGGAUCAGAAUAAUGCGCUCGCACCCGGCGAUGCACUGCGCCCGCCGAUCUCGCGCGACGUUAGCCGAGGCACGUUCGUCAGCGACGCGGGCUACGAGAGCGCCUCGAGCGAGCUCAACCCAUCGAGUCCGCUGAGCCUGCGCGAGGUCAACCUGACUCUGGAUGCGUUCGGCAGCGAGGGCGAUCUGCAGACUGCACCGCUUGCGCUGAACAAGAAGUCGGCCCGCGCGCCCGCGGCCAGCGCCGGCAAUGCGGACCUGCUCGAGACAUUUGUGCGCAACCCGGCGGCAUCAGAGGCCAACAUCGACGAGCGCAUCGACCAGGUGCUCUCGCGCGUCGCCGGUGCGAGCUCAUCGUCGAUGCGAGGCGGAGAUUCCUACGACUCUCGCAACGGCCGCAGCGGAUCCGUCACGCCUCCGGCCGAUGCCCGGCAUCGCGUCAACGGCAGCGGGCUCUCGCAGUCGCAGACCAGUCCGCGCGGCGCCGACAACAUGUCUGCACCCAUGGCUGCGGUCGCGGCGGUCGGAGCCGGUGUCGCUGCCGGCGCUGCAGCACUCACGGCGGGUGCGGUCAACGCUCUGAGCACUGCCGUCGGUGGUGGCCAGGAGCGCGCCGACGGCUCUUCGCGGGCAACGCCAACCGAGGCCAGCAGCCGGGCGGCACCGACGGGCGGCGCACGCAUCCGCACUCCGGCGCCCUUCAUUGGUGGCGACUUUGGCCUCGAGCACCUGUAUGCUGUCGUCGACGCAGCUGCACGUCGCGACCCGCGGCGUGCAUCGCCGUCGGCCAAGGCAAGCAUGCCCGUCUCGCCCCGCUCGCGCGCCGCAGCUCUGUCGCCGCAGGUGGCAGGCCUCUUUGCGCCGCAAGUGCCGCCGUUCGAAGGCCCGGCCAAGACGCGCGAGUCGUACUCCCGGCUCGACAACCAGCUUAACGCGCUAGAAGACACGCUCGACAAGCUGCUGCUCGACACGAUGCGCGCAUGGUGAUCGACAGAGCCGUCGACGAAUCGCUCAGCGGCUCGCACACUCUUUCGUCGGCCGCUGUCCUCCUAAUCUGGUGGUCUCCUCUCUGCCCACUCCUUUCUCUUCUCUACUCCUGUGGCCGCUGCGUGCCCGCUGCACCUCCCGGGCUUUCAUGAAAUGUACCCUAGCAACGAUCCGGACGAGUGUCAUGUUGCAUGCGAGAGCGUGGCCCC
Tilletiopsis washingtonensis is the source of this 5236-nucleotide messenger RNA. RefSeq lists its product as hypothetical. Gene Ontology annotation, biological process: signal transduction; establishment or maintenance of actin cytoskeleton polarity. NCBI's taxonomy places the organism in Eukaryota, Fungi, Basidiomycota, Exobasidiomycetes, Entylomatales. The record is from RefSeq and is a predicted model, not a curated record. The transcript is spliced from 5 exons. The coding region runs from base 477 to 5027 and encodes 1516 amino acids. Gene Ontology annotation, molecular function: protein binding. Gene Ontology annotation, cellular component: cell tip; microtubule cytoskeleton.